CACAUGUUACAAACACUACAAGAGUCCCUGGAAGAGCUGGAUAAACAACUGACCACGUACCUGACCGAUAGAGUGGAUGCUCUGCGAAUGCCACAGGAGGCUCAGAAAAUUCAAGCUGAUAUAAGUAGCCAUGAAGCAACAUUGGAGGAACUGAAGAAAAUUGCACGACCUGUGAUUCUGUCCAGCCCAGAUGUUAAACCCACUCGAGGAGGAUCACAACUGGAUGUUGUUCAGAGGAAGUUUCGAGAAGUGUCUACAAAGUUCCAGCUGUUCCAGAAGCCGGCUAACUUUGAACAGAGGAUGCUGGACUGUAAGCGUGUCCUAGAG
Molecule: messenger RNA, 327 nt
Organism: Staurois parvus
Lineage: Eukaryota; Metazoa; Chordata; Amphibia; Anura; Ranidae
Source: the annotation of a GenBank genome assembly